GCCGUCACGGCGCAAAAGGUGUCGUACUCAGACACCACCGGCCUCACCUUCUACCAGGGAACCAAGACGCAGCGAGUCGGCGGCGACCCGGUCCCUACCGGCGUCUACCACUCCUACAGCCACAAGAUCACCCUCACCGGCGCCCACUCGCAGUCGACGAGCUCGGGCUCCAGCUCGUCCAAGACGGUCAGCGCCAGCUUCCCGACCGGCUCGCUCACCACCGGCGCCAACGCCACGGCCACGGGCUCCGGAGUGCCGCAGCCGACUAACACGCAGGCCUGCAACAACCACGUCGAGUUCUGCACGCGCAAGUUCAGCAACAUCACGCAGGUGGGCUGCCACAACUCGCCGUUUGUGCGGCCCGGCAACUCGGGCUCCAACCAGGAGCUGGACGUCAAGACGCAGCUGGACGACGGCGUGCGCUUCCUGCAGGCCCAGAUGCAGUUCCCGGCCAACAGCUCCGUGCCGCACUUUUGCCACACAACCUGCGACCUGCUGGAUGCCGGCCCCAUCAACGAAUGGCUGAGCGAGGUGUACUCGUGGGUGGACGCCCAUCCCUACGACGUCGUCACGAUUCUGCUGGAGAACGGCAACUACUCGGACCCGUCCAUCUACGUGCCGUACAUCCAGGAGACGGGCAUCCUCAAGUACACCUAUGUGCCCACCGUCUUCCCCAUGGGCAUCGACGACUGGCCCACGCUGGAGAACCUCAUCCUCCACGGCAGCCGCGUCGUCAUGUUCCUCGACUACAAGGCCAACCAGACGGCCUACCCAUGGCUCAUGGACGAGUUCUCCCAGAUGUGGGAGACGCCCUUUGAUCCCGUGGACCGCGCAUUCCCUUGCACCGUCCAGCGCCCACCAGACCUGUCCACCUCGGCGGCCCAGGAUCGCCUCUACCUGAUGAACCACAACCUCAACGCCGAGUUCAACGUCUUCAGCCUGGAGUUGCUGGUGCCGGCCGUGUCGCUGCUCAACGAGACCAAUGCCGCCGAGGGCUAUGGCAGCGUGGGUCUGGCCGCGAACAACUGCCGUUCUGACUGGGGACGCGCGCCGAACAUCCUAAACGUGGAUUAUUACAACUAUGGCUCGCCGCCGGGAUCGGUGUUUGAGGCUGCGGCGAGACUAAACAACGUUACGUAUAAGAAUACGUGCUGCGGACAGGUUCAGGCAAGCGACGCUGCGGCGUUGAUGCGAGGAGCGAGGGGGUUGUUUAUAAGCUGGGCAAGCGUUGUGACUUUGAUCGCGUCGGCAUGGUUGACGCUAUAG
This is a messenger RNA of Trichoderma atroviride IMI 206040, 1266 nucleotides long. RefSeq lists its product as uncharacterized. NCBI's taxonomy places the organism in Eukaryota, Fungi, Ascomycota, Sordariomycetes, Hypocreales, Hypocreaceae. Gene Ontology annotation, biological process: lipid metabolic process. The record is from RefSeq and is a predicted model, not a curated record. Gene Ontology annotation, molecular function: phosphoric diester hydrolase activity.